Messenger RNA from Anisakis simplex (herring worm), 333 nucleotides. NCBI's taxonomy places the organism in Eukaryota, Metazoa, Nematoda, Chromadorea, Rhabditida, Anisakidae. The record is from the annotation of a GenBank genome assembly.
AAACGCGGUCGAGAGAACACGAUAUUACGGGAGUACGUGCUGCCUGAUUUUGUGACGCAUCAGAGGGGAUUUUUGAGUGAGAAGGUUGUGGAGAGGGAUAAUGCUGAGGCGACUUCGGAUGAUACACAAAAAUUGAUAUUGAAUAUCGAGCGAUUUGCGGUGCCCGAGGUGUUAUUCAAUCCAUCGGAUAUUGGAGUGCAGCAGAUGGGCGUGGCUGAGGCGAUAGCUGCAUCGAUCAAUAAAUGCCCGAAAGCGAUGCAUGGACGAUUAUAUAAUAAUAUUAUAUUGGUUGGAGGGAAUUCGUUAUUCGAAGGAUACAGAAAACGAGUGUGG